UUGGUCACACUGGUCUUUAGCUUUUGUUUUCGUUGACUAAAAUAAAUAAGGGAAUUAUAAAAAAAUGGAUCCAGCCGUUUUAGUUUUAUCGUAUGGGGCAACCACUCCCAUGGAAAUCGUCGAAAACAUUUUCUCAGAAUUGGAUCAACCAAAAGAAUCAACUUCUACGGAAUGUUCACUGAAUUGCUAUAGAUGCAUUAUCAAAACAAAGUACUAUAACACUUCAAUAAAUUUAAUUCCCUUUUCUGGCAAAUUGGAAAGUGUUCCUGAGAAAGUUCUGAAGUCUUCUGAGGCUUUAAUCAUUUACUUUGACUCAACAGAUACUUCCUUUAUCGACACUAUUCCCAAAACGUUGGCAAAAAAUGAACAGAUCCAGUUAGGCUUUCUUUUAACGUCUCCCAAUUCAGGAGAAGAAAGUGGACUUUCUUUCGGCGAAAUAAAAGAACGUACAAAUUUCUUCUUUGACAUUAUAACGUUAAAGAGUAACGUCGAAAGUGAUUCUGAUGAACCGGAAAAGGAUUACGAAGAAGUUGUGGAAGGUUUAAAAAAUGUUGUUUGGUCCAAUGUUAAAUUUGGUUCUGAACACAAAGAAGAAAUUAGCUCGGACGAAUUGGAUAGUCAGUUAAAAGACUUUGAAAAUUUACUCAUCACUGCGCAAAGCUUACGUAAUGAUACAAGCCUAACUCGAGAACAAUUUCUAGAUAGAGCUGAGCAGUUCGCUGGAAUUGUUUCCUCAAUUUUAAAUGACAAUGAUAGCGACUAGCAAACUUAUUAUACCGUUUGUUACUAAAAAAUAAAUGUUAAGUUGAUUCCAUGGUA
Molecule: messenger RNA, 819 nt
Organism: Drosophila rhopaloa
Lineage: Eukaryota; Metazoa; Arthropoda; Insecta; Diptera; Drosophilidae
Exons: 4
Coding region: 65-763 (232 amino acids)
Source: RefSeq, a predicted model, not a curated record